UACAAUAUGUAAACAUCAGCCUCAAACCUGUCAGACAAGAUCCCAAUGCAUUUUAUACAUAAUGAAAUUUUGAACAGACUUAUUUUUUAUGAUUUUGCUAUUUAAUACAAACGGGGGCACUCGACUUCGUGAUUUAUCGGGAUGUGACGAUGCUGUCAAGAAGCGACAGUACUUCUGUGCAAGUGUCAGAAUGCUAGCGGCUAGUUAGCUCGCUGCUGGAUCACAUUCAUGCGCUUAUAGUUGUCUUACAUUUCAACGGAUUCGUCCAUUCUUUGUUACCGGCAGUCCAGACUCCUCUUCCUGCUGUGAAGGAUGGGUGUGAAAACCUUCACUCACAACUCCCCCAACCACAGCCAAGAGCUUUUAGAUAAGCUCAACACCCUACGCAGUGAGGGCCACUUUUGUGACGUCACCAUCCGUGUACAAGGCCAGAUGUUCUCGGCCCACAAGGUAGUGCUAGCCUGCUGUAGUGACUUCCUUCGAGCAAAGCUGUCUGGGAAGCCGGCUGAAGAAGACACUGUAAUAGUAGGUGAAGAUAACAAACAUGUGCUGGAUCUCCAACACGUGACGGUCGCAGGUUUCGCUCCUCUUCUGGAAUAUGCGUACACGUCCACCCUGUCCAUUAGUACGGAGAAUAUCAUCGACGUACUGGCAGCUGCUAGCUACAUGCAGAUGUUUGCGGUGGCCAACACUUGCUCUGAGUUCAUGAAGUCCAGUAUCCUGUGGAACUCUGCAUCCUCAGCAGCAGGAGGUCCUGGUAGCACCCAGCCUCCAGUUUUACACAGACCCCAAGAGACCCCUGAAGGUCAUGCGAGCUGCACCCUCGCCCCUGUAGAUGCCCUCUCGCCGUCUCCGGUCUCAUCUGAAUGCAGCGUACCGGAGCGGCCCAUUCCUGUGUGCCGCGUGUCUAGACGCAAGCGCAAAGGCUUUGCGAGCCCGCAACCAGCAUCCUCAACCUCUCCCCAAGUCCCCAACCCUUCUCCCUCCUCUUCCUCCUUCCCAGAGAGUUCAGCGCAGGCUCUGGAACCAUCUCUGACCUUCUCCUGGACAUACCCCUUUGGUGUGGACCGGCGGUUUGCGGCAGAAAAGUCAAAACUACCUGAAGGCCUCCUGGAACCAUCUGGAGCACCGGGUCAGGAUUCUAGUGGACGGGCGUUGGUGGAGUAUUUGGCCUGCGAGGGCCCACAUGGCCUGGGCGUAGGGGGCGCAGCAGGGGUGGAGGAGGAGGAAGAAGAAGAUGUGCAAGUGAAGGUGGAAAGACUGAGUGAUGAAGAAGUGCAUGAAGAAGCUUCGCAACCAGUCAGUGCUCCACAUAGUUCUCUGAGUGACCAGCAGACGGUUCCUGGCAAUGAACACACCCAAGAAGAUCUACUCAUCAGCCCUCAGUCCUCAUCCAUUGGCUCCCUGGAUGAGGGGGUGACAGAGGGUCUCCAAUCCAUGCAGGGCACUCCAAACACUACUGGUCACAUGGAGGAGGAUGAGAGGCUGGAGAAUGUCCAGUACCCAUACCACCUGUACAUUAGCCCUUCCACUCGCCCAGGACUCAACAGUCCUGAACGGCCUUUCCAGUGCCCUACAUGUGGCGUCCGCUUCACUCGAAUACAGAAUCUCAAGCAGCACAUGCUCAUCCACUCUGGUAUUAAGCCAUUCCAGUGUGACCGCUGCGGGAAAAAGUUUACGCGGGCUUACUCUCUGAAGAUGCACCGGCUGAAGCACGAAGGUAAACGCUGUUUCCGGUGCCAGAUCUGUAGCGCCACUUUCACUUCCUUCGGUGAAUAUAAGCAUCACAUGAGGGUGUCUCGCCACAUCAUCCGCAAGCCUCGGAUUUACGAGUGCAAAACGUGCGGCGCCAUGUUUACCAACUCCGGCAAUUUAAUCGUACACCUGAGGAGUCUCAACCAUGAGGCGUCAGAACUAGCAAACUACUUCCAGACCAGUGAGUUCAUCCUCCCAGACUACCUGAGUCACAUGCAAGAGGAAGAGGGGCUGGGACACUUUGAGAUGAGUGAGCAGACCUUUGAAGCUUCUUCCUCCUCUUCCUCGGUCCAAACACCAGUUAUCUCUCAAGUUUCCUCUACCAUGAACUAUGACAACCACACUUCUGCACCUCCUUCCCAAACCCCAAACCCCAGGUCAAGGAAGGGAGGGGAGGCCGCACAAGGGGACCACCCGAAGUCCACCGCUGCUGUUACCUCUCUGCAAGACCCAGAGGAAGACGAGGGAGAGAUGGAGAGAGGUGGAAGAAAGAAGAAGAGACUAGUGUCAAUUACAAUUGAGUAAAAACGUUCCAUAAGUGUAAACAUGUAUAAAAACAGUCAGUGUCCUGUUGCACAUUCAAUACUUCUGUUGUCGACGGUUUAUUAUACUCUCAGAAAAAAAUGUACCAAAGCUGCCAUUGGGGUGGUACCAUUGAAAAAGGUACACCUUUGUACCUUAUUUAUCUGUAAAGAGCGCAUAUUGGUAUCUUAAAAGUAUUAGUACCUAAAAUGUAUAUUUUAGUACCUUCUGAAAGGGUACCACCCCAGUGACAACUUUUGUUCUUUUGUUCUGAGAGUGUAUGUUUUAACAGCUUAUAAACUUGGUGUAACGCCUUUUAAUUUGUGUAGGUUACUUUAAAUUGUUGUAAAAUCACAUUUGAUAUGGAUUUACAUACAAAUCUAUCUGAAAGAGUGAUCAUGGUUCUAAAUUUAAAAAAGAAAAAAAAAACAUGAAAUAAAAAGUGACUUUUUAUUAGUAACCCAUUAAUAUC
Molecule: messenger RNA, 2749 nt
Organism: Sinocyclocheilus grahami
Lineage: Eukaryota; Metazoa; Chordata; Actinopteri; Cypriniformes; Cyprinidae
Gene: zbtb44
Product: zinc finger and BTB domain containing 44
Exons: 6
Coding region: 313-2280 (655 amino acids)
Biological process (GO): regulation of transcription by RNA polymerase II
Molecular function (GO): RNA polymerase II cis-regulatory region sequence-specific DNA binding; DNA-binding transcription factor activity, RNA polymerase II-specific; protein binding
Source: RefSeq, a predicted model, not a curated record